Penicillium manginii is the source of this 2583-nucleotide messenger RNA. Its product is annotated as crossover junction endodeoxyribonuclease. The transcript has a single exon. The record is from RefSeq and is a predicted model, not a curated record. Lineage: Eukaryota; Fungi; Ascomycota; Eurotiomycetes; Eurotiales; Aspergillaceae. Gene Ontology annotation, molecular function: crossover junction DNA endonuclease activity; 5'-flap endonuclease activity. The coding region runs from base 1 to 2583 and encodes 860 amino acids.
AUGCGAUCACGCGGAACAAAUGAGAACAUGCCCGCUAACAGUAACAGACUUAUUAAUGCUCUGGGUGCAGGCGAGCGCAUCGCACUAUCAAAACUAGCCGUGUCGCAUCUUGAGCGGGAACAGAGGCCAAUACGGGUUGCAGUCGAUAUUUCAAUUUGGCUGUUUCAAGUUCAAGCAGGCCGUGGAGGCAAGAAUCCUGAGAUUCGCACCCUUUUUUACCGGUUGAUCAAACUCCUUGCGCUUCCAAUUCAUCCGCUUUUCGUCUACGAUGGGAGUAAAAAGCCCCCCUUCAAGAGGGGUAAGGCCACAACGUCCCGCGGUGGAAAUGCACCGAUUAUUCAACGAUCGAAAGAUCUCAUCAAUCGCUUCAGGUUUCCCUGGCAUGAAGCCCCAGGCGAGGCAGAGGCCGAGUGUGCCCGAUUGCAGCAGGCUGGCAUUGUGGACGCCGUCAUGAGCGACGACAUCGAUACGUUGAUGUUUGGGUCCACCUUUAUGAUAAAGAGUUUCUCAAAGGAGAGUGGCACCGGGACAACUGCCGCUACUCAUAUCACUCUCUACAAUAUGAGCAAUAAGUACUAUGCUUCAAACAUUCCAUUCGAUCGACCUGGAAUGAUUUUGUUUGCUAUGCUUAGUGGCGGGGACUAUCUACCAUCUGGUGUACCAAAAUGCGGAAGCAAAUUGGCCGCAGAAAUCGCAAAGGCGGGCUUUGGUGAAGAUCUCUUGAAAAUAAUCGAGUCUCAUCCCUCAGACCUUGACUCGGAAUUGAAUGAAUGGCGAGAUCGAUUACAAUACGAGUUGGAAGAGAAUGAGAGUGGUUAUUUCACCACAAAGCAUAAGGCCGUACGAAUCCCGGCUACCUUUCCCGAUCGUGCAAUUCUCGAAUAUUAUGCUGAGCCAGUCGUUUCGGCCAAAGAUGAAAUGGAAAGGUUGAAAAGCCGCUUGGGAGAAGAGUGGGAUCAGGACAUUGAUCCAAUGGCGAUCAGAAAUUUCGCCGCUGAGCAUCUUGAAUGGAACUAUCGUUCUGGGGCCAGAAAGGUAAUCAAACUCUUAGCCGAACCCCUUGUCUCCUACAGACUGCGUCUUAAACGACCUGUUUCGGGUUUAACGCAUGGCACACUUGCUCCUGAUUGUGGCACCCCCUGGCUCCAAAAGAUCCACCGGAGCCGCGCAAACUUCGGCACGGAUGGCAUGACUGAGCUUCAGACAGACAUGCUACCUAUCGAUGUGGUUGGUAUUGACCUUCUAGCCGAGAUACCAAACCCUCAGCCAGCGUCCGACGAAACUGGGCCUGCAGGGCAGACGGUCGAAGAAGAUGACGACGGUGAGCCAGCUGGCGAGGUGGCACCACCACAAACACCUUCAAAGACGCGAGUGACGAAACGCUUUGAUCCUUUGGCUAUUGAAAAGGUCUGGGUCUUCGAAACAAUUGCCAAACUUGGUGUACCUGAAAUUGUACAAACAUGGAAAGAUGACCAGGCUAAAAAGGCCGCCAGCAAGGAUGCCCCCAAGAAAACCACCACUCGACGAACUGGGCCUAAGAAGAAGGGUCCAAUCGACCCAAGAAUGAAGCAAGGCAGCAUUUUAAAAUAUGGCACGCUUACCAAGGAGAAAUCUCAACUGUCUCCUCCAUUCAAGACGCACUUGUUAGAAGCCGCCACAUCUGCUUCGGGAAAUGGUAAAUCCUCCUCUCGCGGCACUGCCCCUUUCCCAGAGCGUAUUGACCUUGAAAGAUAUGAUCUCUCUCCCAGUAUGUAUUCGAUACAAGAUACUGCAGCUCAAGUGUCUACUUUUUCACAGGAGGUGGAUGACCUUGUCGGGACAUUUUCGAACCUGUGCACACCAUCACCGACAGCGGCAUCUAAGCGCCGCCCUUUGGUAAACCCAUUACGCAUGCGAUCGCGCACCAGUGUUCUAGGUGCCGGAGAAGUCGAAUCAGAGGAUUUCGGCAAUUCAAUUGUCGAUACUAUCGUUCCAUUGCCACCCAGACGACGCAGGCUAAUUGAAACUGGUACGACGGCUUUGAAGGAGAAGGAUUACGAAGCUAUGAGACCAACCAGUUUAGAUCAACCCCCUCCAUGUCAAGAAAAUUACAUCCGGCAACAGGUUGCUCAUGAGCUCGACGAGGUAGAAAAGGCAAUUGGUUCAUUGUCAUUGAUUGUCCCUCCCGAUUGUGAAAAUCGUCAGCGUGCAAACCCUCGUCGUUCCGAGCAGCAUAUUUCUCCCAAGAAAAAAACUAUUGGCAGUGGUCAAUCUUUGUCUCCAAAAAUUCAGUCUUCCAGCUCAUCUGAGUCUGCUGUUCUGUCGGAGAUCGAACACGACACUUUCUCUCUACCAUUGAAAAAGAAAUUUGAGGAUCCCAAAGAGAGCCCCAGAUCUCCCGAGAAGAAGAAAGGGGCUGACAGGAAACCUGCCCGAAAAAUUGGGCACAUCGAAAACGUCACAACCUCAAAUGGCUUUUGGAAAGUCGAUACACCUAUCGAUCCAGAAGUGACAUCCACGGCAACGAGCCACGCCCAAGAUGGUCAAAAAGACCAGAGCAAAAAGAAGCGACUCCCCCGCGUUAGCAUCCUUGAUAUGAUUUGA